Messenger RNA from Micropterus dolomieu (smallmouth bass), 2102 nucleotides. RefSeq names its product lipase, hepatic a (gene lipca). Gene Ontology annotation, biological process: lipid metabolic process. NCBI's taxonomy places the organism in Eukaryota, Metazoa, Chordata, Actinopteri, Centrarchiformes, Centrarchidae. The transcript is spliced from 9 exons. Bases 1 to 1506 code for a protein of 501 amino acids. Gene Ontology annotation, molecular function: triacylglycerol lipase activity; apolipoprotein binding. The record is from RefSeq and is a predicted model, not a curated record.
AUGUCAGUGAUCAAAAUCUUAUGCUGUUUGCUGUUAACGUUUCAGCUCAAUGAGGGGAAGAAAGUCAAAGGAAACAGAGCAGUGAACACAGAGCAGAGGGCAGUCCUGAAGGUGAAAGAGCGGUAUGUCAGCAGUUCAGCCUUCAGGCUGUUUAUAGAAGGUGAGGACAACUGUACACUGGACCCUCUGCAGCUGCACUCUCUCACCUCCUGUGGUUUCAACAGCAGUAAUCCCCUCAUCAUCAUCACUCACGGGUGGUCGGUGGAUGGUAUGAUGGAGAGCUGGGUGCUCAGAUUAGCCACAAUCCUGAAGACAAAUCUAAUAGACGUCAAUGUGGUGAUUACCGACUGGUUGUCCCUGGCUCACCAGCACUACCCCAGAGCAGCACACAGCACUCGCACAGUUGGAAAAGACAUAGCUCACCUGCUGCAGUCACUUCAGGUAAACUACCAGUACCCAGUUAAAAAGGUCCAUCUAAUUGGCUAUAGCCUUGGCGCUCACAUCUGUGGAUUUGCUGGGAGCUAUCUGGAAGGCUCGGAGAAGAUUGGAAGAAUUACUGGUCUCGAUCCAGCGGGGCCCCUGUUUGAAGGCAUGUCUCCCACAGACAGACUGUCUCCUGAUGAUGCUGAAUUUGUGGAUGCCAUCCAUACCUUCACCCAUGAACGUUUGGGCCUCAGUGUGGGCAUCAAGCAAGCUGUGGCACAUUAUGACUUUUACCCCAACGGAGGAGACUUCCAACCAGGAUGUGACCUGCAAAGCAUUUAUGAGCACAUAGCCCAGUAUGGGCUCCUCGGUUUUGAGCAGACAGUUAAAUGUGCUCAUGAGCGGUCCGUCCAUCUAUUCAUUGACUCUGUGCUGAAUAAAGACAAGCAGAGCAUGGCCUACAGGUGCAGUGACAAAAAUGCUUUUGACAAAGGCAUCUGUCUGGACUGUCGGAAGAACCGUUGCAACACACUGGGCUACGAUAUCAAGAGGGUUCGCAGUGGCACCAGCAAGAGGCUCUACCUGAAAACACGCUCUCGGAUGCCUUACAAACUCUAUCAUUACCAGUUCAGGAUCCAGUUUGUCAACCAGAUGGAGAGGAUCGAGCCCACUCUCACCAUUUCACUCUCUGGAACAAAGGAGGAGAGUGCCGAGCUCUCCAUCACCAUCACUGAAACGAUUUUGGGUAAUAAGACCUUCACCUUCUUGAUCACCCUGGACAGAGAUUUAGGGGAUUUAAUGUUGCUCACAAUGCGCUGGGAGGGAUCGGCUCUAUGGAACAACAUGUGGAACCGGGUGCAGACCAUCAUUCCUUGGGGCGGCCAGAAGAGAAAACCACUCCUAACUGUGGGCAAGAUCAGCGUCAAAGCAGGCGAGACGCAGGAGAGGACAUCUUUUUGUGCCACAACAAAUGAUGGACAGCAGAUUGAAGUGUUGCAGGCUAAAGUGUUUGUGCGCUGUAAAGAAGACACACCAAAACAGCACAGAAGGAAGCCAGCGAAGCUGAGGCUAGAAAACAACUAGUAACUAUUGUGAACCGUGUUUACAAUUUACAGAGACAUGUUCAAGUUUGAUUAUGUGAUCAGAUGAUUAAUAAGCUAAGUACUGCAUGUGAUCUUCUCACCAGAACUUCGCAAUGUAGUAUUAAUAACCAGCCCAGACUUUCAUUUCUGUCCACAAGCAAAUGUUUCAGAUAUAAACAGUUGAGUGUUUGCCAAUUCAAAUGUUAACUGAAUUCAGAAGUUCAAUGACCUUUUGAUGACGUUAAUUAAGAGGGUGUACUUUUUUUCUUGAAUAUCCAAUGUAAAAUGAUCAAUCUCAUAAUAACAUCUCUUAACACCUACCUUCUUCCUGUAAAUCAUAUUAUACAAAUGUACGUUAAUCAAACUCCUACCAGAGCAUUAAAAAGUCUUUUUUGUUUGUUUUUUUUAGCCAUUGAACAUGCACUGGUCAUGUAUUAACUGAUUAUUCGCUAGAAUGUCUAGGAUACUAGAAAAGCUGACACUGGUAAAUUACUAGUGUAAAGACAUAGUAUAGUAAGUGUUCAUGUACAAUAAAAAUAAUUUAAAGGUAAAAACGUCUAACUGCUGACAGCUUGAGAGUCAAAACACAGAAAUCAG